Molecule: messenger RNA, 4250 nt
Organism: Poecilia latipinna (sailfin molly)
Lineage: Eukaryota; Metazoa; Chordata; Actinopteri; Cyprinodontiformes; Poeciliidae
Gene: pth1r
Product: parathyroid hormone 1 receptor
Exons: 13
Coding region: 1191-2837 (548 amino acids)
Biological process (GO): cell surface receptor signaling pathway; adenylate cyclase-activating G protein-coupled receptor signaling pathway; intracellular calcium ion homeostasis
Cellular component (GO): plasma membrane
Molecular function (GO): G protein-coupled peptide receptor activity; parathyroid hormone receptor activity; peptide hormone binding
Source: RefSeq, a predicted model, not a curated record
CUACCUGCCUCCUUCCAGCCCCCACCCUGCUUCCCCUUUUCCAUCCACAUACUCACUACUGAGCACGACCUGCCGCUUUGCCACAUCUGGACUGGAGACGCUUCCCAACACGAGAAACUUCAACUUUUUCUUUUUUCUUUUGCUUUGACUCUGCGCAAAAAAAACCCAAACAUCAACAACAACAACAACAAAAAACAUAACAAUCACUCAGGCGUUUUUGCGAAUUAUCAGUCCGUUAAGGUGAUUUCUUUUCUCUCUCGAUAGUAAGUAAAGAUUGUUGAGUCUAAGCUGGCGUUUCUGUCUCGUCUUAGGUAAACAGAGUCUCGUUUGGGAGUUUCAUACAUUCAGUUUUCUGUUAGAUUGCCACGCUUUUAUUUAGUGCGCUACACGUUUUCAGCGAGUGACACAUGAUCUGCAGCGUUUUGGUGGGGAAGAAAUGAAGGAUAGCGAAACUCUGUCUAUGAAGUCUAAACACGCAGAUUAAACACAUUUAUAUUAGCAGUUGUAAAUUUCACUCUCCGCUCUUGUCAUAAUAUUGUUAAUGUUUACUUUUAAAUGUGAAAAGUGGAGCCUGUCUGUGAUCAGUGCGCUGAAUGAAUGCGUUGAUGGUGACAUGAGUCAAACGGAGUGAAGUUGUGAAAUUCAGCAGACUCUGGUGAUGGAGUGAGACAGUUUGAGGUUUUAUUUUAUUUUAUUUUAUUUUUUUAAAGAAUCAUAUUUAUUUAUUUAUAUUUGUGUCUGAUCCGGGAAGGGAAACUGGAAGAAACCAGUAGGCACAGAGCUCCAUACUGAAGUGUUUAAGUUAGUCUGCGGGGAAAUUUAAAAAGACCUAAAAAUACAGCGUUGGUUUCUUCCCUACAAAGAAUCAUUUGAACUUCCCACCGCAGAGAGAGAGAGCGACAUAAAUAGUUCUGACAUGUGGAUGUAAUUUCAGAAGUAAAAAAAAAAAAAAAAAAAAAAAAAAAAAAAAGACAGAUGCGCAGAAAUAAAGCGAGCGGGCUGAACCGGACCGUAUAGUAGAUUAUAGGAAAUUAAAUCGAGGGCAGAGCGGGCGAUUAGAGUUAUGAUUUCACAAGCCGCCAGGAGCGUCGAAGGGCCAGAUGGAGUGAAAAGACGCAUCACGCUCCACUUUGAAGAGAGUUAAGUCUAUUAAAUAAUUGCUUUCUGAGCUCCAUCAGCUGUGUGUUUGAAUGACUCUUGGAGGUAGAGUUGCCUCAGGGUCAGGGAUGGGAUCUUCUCUGCAACUCCAUAAUCUGGACUUUCUUCUCAUCUCACUCCUCAGCAGCCUUUGCCUGGUUUAUGCAGAUGAUGUGCUGACAAAAGAGGAGCAGAUUGACCUGCUGGUCGAAGCUAAGAAAAAAUGUGAAGAUAACAUCAAGUCAAGGGGUAAGAUACCCGAUGGCUUUUGUUCACCAGAGUGGGAUGGCAUUGUGUGCUGGCCUGAAGGACAUCCUGGAGACCUUGUGUUCACAUUGUGUCCAGACUACAUUCAUGACUUCAAUCACAAAGGACUGGCAUACCGUCGCUGUGACAGCAAUGGAACGUGGAAGCUCGUCUCAGUCAACAAAACAUGGGCCAAUUAUAGUGAAUGUUCUAAAUUCCUCCAUAUUAACGACUAUAUCCAUGAAAAGGAGGUUUUCCACCGUUUGUACAUCAUCUAUACCGUUGGAUACUCCAUCUCUUUGGGCUCAAUUAUGGUGGCUGUUGUCAUCCUGGGAUAUUUUCGACGGCUGCACUGCACCAGAAACUACAUCCACAUGCACUUGUUUGUGUCCUACAUGCUACGAGCUGUAAGCAUAUUUGUGAAAGAUAUAGUUCUCUACCCUGGAUCUGCUUUGGAGAACAUGGAGAGAGUCACAGUGGAGGACUUCAGGUCCAUUACUGAAGCCCCACCUGCCAGCAAAACACAGUUUAUUACCUGCAAGGUGGUGGUGACCUUGUUCAUGUACUUUCUGGCGACCAAUUACUACUGGAUUCUUGUGGAGGGUCUUUACCUGCACAGUCUCAUUUUUAUGACUUUUUUCUCAGACAAAAAGUAUCUUUGGGGAUUUACACUGAUUGGAUGGGGAGUACCAGCUGUGAUUGUGGCCAUCUGGGCCACAGUGAGAGCCACGCUUGCUGACACAGAGUGUUGGGACUUAAGUGCAGGCAAUUUGAAAUGGAUAUAUCAAGUGCCUAUUUUGGUGGCGGUGGUGAUUAAUUUUAUUUUAUUUUUGAACAUCAUCAGAGUCUUGGCAACUAAACUACUAGAAACCAAUGCUGGGAGAUGUGACACCAGACAACAGUACAGAAAGCUCUUGAAGUCUACGCUGGUGCUGAUGCCACUGUUCGGCGUCCACUACAUUAUAUUCCAUGCCAUGCCAUACACAGAAGUCUCUGGAAUACCAUGGUUGAUACAGAUGCAUUACGAGAUGCUUUUCAACUCCUUCCAGGGUUUCUUAGUUGCAAUCAUAUACUGUUUUUGCAAUGGGGAGGUGCAAGCAGAGAUCAAAAAGUCAUGGAGCAGAAGAACUUUGGCCCUUGACUUCAAGAGAAAAGCUAGAAGCGGGAGUAAUACUUACAGCUAUGGACCAAUGGUAUCACACACCAGCGUAACCAAUGUCACUGCCAGAGGACCCCUGGCCGUCCAUCUCACCACAAGGCUAGGGCCAGUGCCUGUAAACGGCCACAGGAACCUUCCUGGGUAUGUCAAGAACGGCUCAGUCUCAGAGAACUCUGUGCCUUCCUCAGGACAGGAACUUCACAUACCUGAAGAGGAGCAGUCCGCACAAACACGGCCUAUUGUGGAAGAGAAACCCACUCCUGUUGUAGAGGAGGAGAGGGAGACGGUCAUGUGACCUCUAGAGGACAGCAUAUAUCGCGAUGAGAAGAGGAAAGACAAAUUGUGAACACUUUGUGGAUGAUGUGAAGGAGGAAACUGCAUGAACCAAAAAUAUUGGCUCUUUUCCUCCUGUAAACUGAGCCAGCACACUGCAAACUGAGGAGGCUCAAGGGAACAAAACAGUGUCUUGAUUUUUCAAGCGUGGCUGAGAGACGAAGACGGCAAGUUCGUCAAGGCAGAUAGUUUUUGUCCUUCCAUCCGCCAUCUGCCAAAGAGAAUGUGUGAAAGCCUAAAUCAGGGUGAAGUUUCUGACUUCGACUUCACUGCCAUGACUGUUUAUGUAGUUUUCUGUUCGCUUACAAGGAAAAUGUGUAUAAAUUAAGCAUAAGGUUGACAAGACAUCAGCCUUACUCAUUUACUGUACAUUAAAGGUGGGAAACUUUUCUCAGCAAGAUUUAAUAUGAAUAGGAAAAGUCAUAAAUGCUACAAUUUGUAAAGCAUCAGUUCUACUUUGUGGCAUGGUCACAUUUGUUGUCCAUUGACUCACAUCUGUGUCAGUGUAAAAGGGAAGCUACUCAGGUAAUUGGAGUCCUUUGUUGUCACACACUUUUUUUCAUACUUUUCAUGUGGUGUUUCAGCAAAUUCUGUAUCUCCAGAAUCUUCAAUUCUCAUGAAGUUUUGUUAGUUUUGUUUUCUGUCUUUUUGUUUUUGUUUUUUUUUUGUUUUUUUUUUUGUUUUUUUUACAGCUUCAGGUUUUUUCAUCAAUAUAAAUUUCAGACUAAUUAGAAGAAAUAUGAAGGAUUGAAGUUAAAUCUACAAAUUCCCUAAUUUUCUGUUCAACAACUAUGGUCACACUUGAUCAUGGACCCAGUACUAUCUAGGAACUUUCAUUAAAAUCCCUUGGUACUUUCCUUGAACUGACAUUUUCAGGCAUUUUCCUGCCGGGUAGUUUCUGGAAUCAAGCUUUAAUACAAGGUUGACUAAUCUUGGGUGCUUUCUGGGGACCUGCCAAGAACCUCCAUGGACCUUACAUAUAGUGUUUUUCUUUUAAAUCUCCUAGAAUUUACUUGUAAGUAAAUAUAAACAAUAUGUAACUUUCAUAGUAGUUACCACCUACUUUCCACUACUUAUAACAACUGUGCCGUGUUAUAAAUUGAUGUACAAUUUAAUAACAUUUUAAAUGAAAUUAUUGAGUAUUUUUAGGAGCUUGACUGUAUUGUGAGUUGACUCAUAAUGAGUACUUUCCUGACUUCAAUGAAUUUUCACAAACUGUAGCAGUAUAUGUAUAUAUUUUGGCAUUAUGGAAGAAUGUUGCUUGUCACAAAUAUGUUUCUUGAAAAUUCAAUGAAAGUUUUAUAAAACCUCCAUAAGAGUUUCAGAAAACCAUCUGAUAAGUUCCAUGAAAUUUACAUUAAAUUCACCGGCAACC